Messenger RNA from Erigeron canadensis, 1350 nucleotides. Its product is annotated as 1,4-dihydroxy-2-naphthoyl-CoA synthase, peroxisomal. Gene Ontology annotation, biological process: menaquinone biosynthetic process. Bases 110 to 1123 code for a protein of 337 amino acids. NCBI's taxonomy places the organism in Eukaryota, Viridiplantae, Streptophyta, Magnoliopsida, Asterales, Asteraceae. Gene Ontology annotation, cellular component: cytosol. The transcript has 9 exons. Gene Ontology annotation, molecular function: 1,4-dihydroxy-2-naphthoyl-CoA synthase activity. The record is from RefSeq and is a predicted model, not a curated record.
AAAUCUUGUAAACACACUCUCAUAUCCUAAUACAAAACCAAACUAUCAUACAAAAAAAACCCGACCAUUUUCCCUCCAUUUCCGUAUUUGUCCAACAACCCAUUAUCAUAUGGCCACUGAAAAUCAAGAAAAGGACUUGCUCACUGUCACCAGGAGAGUUGCAGCCCUCACUAACCACCUCCUUCCUUCAUCGCAUUCGAUUUCCCCGGCUAUAAGUUCGUCUAGUUGCAGUAGUUCUUCGAUAAAUGAUAGCUAUCACCGGAUUCACGGAGAAGUCCCAGAUCAUAGUCCUGUUUGGAAAGUAGCCUGUGAUGAGUCUGAGAAAGAGUUCACUGACAUUAUUUAUGAGAAAGCUGAAGGUGAAGCCAUUGCUAAGAUAACAAUAAAUAGGCCCGAGAGAAGAAAUGCAUUCAGACCACACACAAUCAAGGAACUAAUUCGUGCUUUCAAUGACGCCAGAGAUGACAGUACGAUAGGUGUCAUCAUUCUCACAGGAAAGGGAACCAAAGCUUUCUGUAGUGGUGGUGAUCAGGCACUUAGAGCUGGAGAUGGUUAUGCUGAUUUUGAAAAUUUUGGCCGGCUUAAUGUUCUUGAUUUACAAGUGCAGAUUCGGCGGCUUCCAAAGCCAGUAAUAGCGAUGGUUGCAGGAUAUGCCGUUGGUGGAGGGCAUGUGCUGCAUAUGGUCUGUGAUCUAACCAUAGCAGCAGAUAACGCUAUUUUUGGUCAAACGGGCCCUAAGGUGGGAAGCUUUGACGCUGGUUAUGGGAGUUCGAUAAUGUCACGAUUGGUAGGACCCAAAAAAGCUCGCGAGAUGUGGUUCUUGGCACGUUUUUACACUGCUCAAGAAGCAGAAAAGAUGGGACUAAUCAACACAGUUGUCCCUCUAGAAAACCUAGAACAGGAAACAGUUAAAUGGUGCAGGGAGAUCAUAAGAAACAGCCCAACUGCCAUUCGGGUAUUAAAAGCAUCCAUAAAUGCAGUCGACGAUGGGCAUGCUGGACACCAGGAAGUAGGAGGAAAUGCAACUCUCAUUUUCUAUGGCACUGAAGAAGGUAACGAAGGCAAAACAGCCUACAUGGAACGUCGACCACCAAACUUUUCAAAGUUCCCUCGACGACCUUAACUUCAUUGAAUCUUCUUAGACUAAAAGUUCUUGUGGUAGCUUCAUUGUUGUAUCGUGCGGUUAUAAAGUGCCAGGAAUUGGGUACUGAAAUAAGGCAUAGAGCAAAUGUAUCCUUCUCUUACUUUAUAUUUUUUGAUCAUUCUAAGCCAUGUAUCAUUCCUUAUUGUCAUACUCAUAAUCAUUCAAACCAUUUUUCUGAGGUUAGCCAUACUUUUUUGGGCAUCUAA